This is a messenger RNA of Carassius gibelio (silver crucian carp), 1766 nucleotides long. RefSeq lists its product as uncharacterized. Gene Ontology annotation, cellular component: Golgi apparatus. NCBI's taxonomy places the organism in Eukaryota, Metazoa, Chordata, Actinopteri, Cypriniformes, Cyprinidae. The transcript is spliced from 4 exons. The record is from RefSeq and is a predicted model, not a curated record. Bases 288 to 1766 code for a protein of 492 amino acids.
UCCUGCAACGUGUUGCUAGAGAUCAGAGCUUUGUUCUGAGACUUUGGAAACUUUGCAAUGGAAACUUAAGAAUAAACGCAGGCAAAGUCACUAAACAAUGUGAUUUUGGAUGCAUCUCAUGGAAACAUUGGUCCAGUUAAGAUGAGAGUAACUUCAAGAACGUGCGUAUACAUGCAGAAAUAAAAAUGUGUUUGCAUGGAUGAGGAGUGCAGGAAUGAAGAUGAUGUGGCACUGAUGCUGUGAGUGGACAGACGAAACACAUUAGACUUCUAUCAGUGGUGUUUAUAAUGGCUUUAAGAGUGUGGUUGAAGUUCAGACUAAAAUGUCGGUUUGUGGUGGCCUUCCUGUUUUUCUUCAGUCUAUCAGUGGUGAUGAUAUACACCCUCCCUCCUUUCCCAUCUGAGCAGAGCAGGCUGAACGUACGGGGCCCCCGCAAUAACAAACCCAGCAGGCUGGUCAAGAAGUUGCCGCUGAGACUUUAUCUGCCAACGUCUUCAUACGUACACAGCAAAACCUGGAAGAACCCUGAAAUGAAAGAUUCUGCUAAACGUCUCCUGAUGGUCAACCAUCACCAACAAUCAUUUUCCUCUGGAAAAACAGCAGAGAAAAAAGUAGCAACCAAAAAGCCUGUAAAAAGUAAAGCAAACAAAAAAGAACAAUAUCUGCAGAACAUAAACAAGCAUUCAGUCCGUGCCAAAAGAGGGCGAGUCAUUAAAUUAGGAAAUAGCGGGAACUCUAACCAAACCAUCCAUCUUCUUCACUCCAGACAUGACCCAGCAUUUCCCCAGUCUGCCAGCAUCCAAAGCCUCCACCCAAACAACAAGACAUGCAGGCACAAAUGCACUCCAGAUGGGGCCAAAGCAGAGACGUUCGUAGGGCAGUACACUGAUGCACAGCAGGUGGUAAAACUGAAACAGGCACCUGGACUAGCAGCAACAAAUGAAAAACAAGCAGGACCCUUUAAGAGGAAGAGGCCCAAAAUCAGAACAGAAACCAAUGACGGGAUUCCAGAAGAGGCUGGCAUUAAGGUGUCAGCCAAUGACUGGUGCAAGACAAUCUCUGAAGAGACUUUUAUUGAAAACUGGAACCAAACCAAAACAGAGUCUCUACCCUGGCUCAGUGAGGAUGAUAUAAAAAAGAUGGCACUUCUCUCCAGAGGCACAGUGUUGAGUAAAGCCAGGCUUCUGGGCCAUGGACAAGUCCUUCAGGUUAGAUUUGGUGAGAAAAAAGACAUAUUUGUCCCUACAGGGGACAAUCGUAUUACAGGCUGUGAGACAGGAAGUUGUGCACUCAUAAAACGUCCCAAUGACUGGUUCGAAGUGUUUGCCUUUCACCUGGACAGAGUUCUGGGUCUAAACCGGAGCUUGCCCGCAGUGUUGAGAACUUUCCACAGUGAGAUUCUACCUUACAAAUACACCAAUGGGUCUCCUAGACCAGUGAUCUGGUGGGAUCCCAGCAUAAAACAUCUGUCAGAUGCUGAGAAUGACCAGAACUCUUUCUCACUUACUUGGACACAGUAUCAGACUCUACUUCAGAGCAGGUGUGGUACUCGGGUGCCACUUAACUUUACAAGCUGUUUGGGAGUUCAUCAUUCAGAGUGGGGGCGGCUAGCCUUGUUUGACUUCUUGCUUCAGGUGAAUGACAGACUAGACCGGUCUUGCUGUGGUUUCAAACCAGACCCAUCAGAACUCUGUGUAGAAAACCUUCUGCAUGUCAAAUGUGGAAACCCAAAGGACUUAAAUUUGGUGCACAUCUUGAAGUGCUGA